UUAAAGCGAACAGAACCGUUACUUGGUUGCAGAAAGAAACUACAACUGCAAGAUGAUAGAAGAUAAGGAUAAAUACCAGCGUAGUCUUGAUUUAAAGCACACGAGGAUGUAGUCUUCUAUUCAAAAUUAUUGGUCAACCGUCACAGCAACUUAAGUAAUGGUCUAAAAAGCAACACAAACCUGCCGUAAAGAUACAUUUGGGGGCGUUUCGCUGCCCGUUUGGAUCAGGAUGAUCUCCAACAGUGAGGAGUAAUCAGUGUCACAAAGCCUGUGUGUGUGUGUUUGUGUACACUAAGGGGUAGCAACAGUAGGAUGAGCUGCCCAAGAGCCAUCACAGCCUGCAGGGACUGACAUACAUAGCUACAAAUACGCAGUCAAUGCAGUAUUUCAGAGGCUCUCCCUCCCUGUGGUUGAGAAACCAGCAGCAGCAUGUCCCGCGUCUCCUCCACCGCCAAGCGCUACUCUGGCCCCUCCUACCCCAGCCACUACAGCUCCUACAGCUCCUCCCUGACCCCAGGCCAUAGCUCCUACAGCGAGCGGGACAGGCUGUCCUCCUACAAGUCCCCCACCUCCACCUCUUCUUCAGGGUACUCCUCCUCUAGUUAUCUAAGCAGUUCUGCUGCUCGCAGCCGCAACUACAGCACCGCCUCAGACCCCGACCGCGACCGGGGUCGAACCAUCCCACGCACUGACAUCCUUGGAAGCAGCAUCAGCAGCCGUCGGAGCGAGAGCCUCAGCAGAACCCCUGUCAAGAGUUAUGGAGGGUUGGGGCUGAGUGGAGGAUCGACCUAUACCGGCUACAGUUCCUACUCUUCUUCCUUGGCCGAGUCCAGCUACCUCUCCUCUUUACCGGUGGCCUCCAGUAUCUUGCUCAACCGACGUAAAUCUGCAUCCCAGAGUGACUUAUGCAGGGAUCUCGCUUCUCUGGGCCUCAAUGAUGCCUCCUCUUCUCCCUCCACCUCGUCUUCUUCCACCAGUGCCCUGCGGAGCUACCGCAGUCGGGCCAGUGAUGUGGCCAACUCAUAUGGCACUAGCUCCCGCCCGAGCUACUCCGGCCUGUCACGGAGCUCUACUCAGGAGGCCCUGUCGCGGAGCUCCACCCAGGAGGCCUUCAGCAGCAGCAGCAGCAGCAGAGCAUUCAGCUCUUCCACAUGGGAGCCGAGCAGUAACAGGCUGUCCGACUCCCCCACCAGGGACUCCAUGAAUUCAAAGAGUGCCCAAGGUCUUGUGGGACUCAAGAACCUCGGAAACACUUGUUUCAUGAACAGUAUCCUGCAGUGUCUCAGCAACACACACAGCCUGCGAGAGUACUGCCUGCACAAUUCACACCGCAGAGACCUUAACAACAACAGCCGUACCAACACAGCCCUCAUGGAAGAAUUUGCCAAGCUGAUACAGACCAUGUGGACGUCAUGCAGCAGUGAGGCAGUCAGCCCGUCUGAAUUCAAAACUCAGAUCCAGAGAUAUGCUCCCAGAUUUGUGGGAUACAACCAACAGGAUGCUCAGGAGUUCCUGCGUUUCCUCCUGGACGGCCUGCACAACGAAGUCAACAGGGUCACUGUCAGGCCGAGAGGCACUGUAGAGGAUUUUGACCACCUGCCGGAUGAAGAGAAAGGGAAGAAGAUGUGGAGUAAAUAUCUAGAGAGAGAAGACAGUAAAAUAGUAGACGUGUUUGUCGGCCAGCUGAAGAGCUCUCUAACCUGCAGCCACUGUGGUUUCUGCUCCACUGUCUUUGACCCCUUUUGGGAUCUCUCUCUACCUAUCGCAAAGAAGGGCUAUGGUGAGGUGAGUUUGAUGGAUUGCAUGCGGCUCUUCACCAAAGAAGACGUUCUCGACGGGGACGAGAAGCCGACGUGUUACAGGUGUAAAGCCAGGAGGAGAUGCACUAAGAAGUUCACACUACAGAAGUUCCCCAAGAUCUUAGUGCUGCACCUGAAACGCUUCUCUGAAGCACGCAGAACCAGCAAACUGUCCACCUUUGUUAACUUCCCCAUGAAGGAUCUUGACCUGCGGGAAUUUGCCUCCGAAAACAGCAUAAAUGCAGUGUACAACCUGUAUGCAGUGUCCAACCACUCAGGCACCACUAUGGGCGGUCACUACACAGCCUACUGUCGCAAUCCCAACUCGGGAGAAUGGUACACAUUUAAUGACUCCAGAGUAACGCCAAUGUCCUCCAGCCAAGUGCGCAGCAGCGACGCCUACGUAUUGUUCUACGAGCUGGUUUCCUCCUCGCGGAUGUGAAGCCUUUUGUCGGACGGUGGGCCACAGCUCCACUCUGAAUGACGGACAGAUAGAUGGAAAAUAAAAGUGUUGGUGGAGCCAGGCCCAUUUUGGACUUGUAUUUGGACUUAUCACAAACACACACACACACACACACACACACACACACACACACACACACACAAAGAAGGCUGCUUCACUCCACAGAGAGAGCUGGAAUAAGGAACACUGGAAACCACAUAGAACCUGAUCAACCAGCCCUGCUUUCUCCUUCUCUCUGUCUUUACUCUCGUGUCUUGGUCAUUCUGGGAGGAGAUGUAUACUGUGUGUGUGUGUGUGUGUGUGUGUGUGUGUGUGUGUGUGUGUGUUUGUGUGAGUGAGUAUGCAAGGCUGACACAGGGCAAUAAUCCCAUCUGACCGACCAACCGGUGAAUCUGUCCCUCUCUAUGCACUGCAAACCGAACUGUCAUCCUGACUGCGCCUUCGCUUCUUUUUUCCGACUCUUGUUUGCCUCAAUCCAUUAAAACUCACUUUUAGCAAUUUUAACCUUUUUUCUGCUUUAAAUUUAUAUUGUUUUUUUUUAAUGUUUUUUUUUUGGGUUGUUAACCCCAGCAGCAAAAUGAGCAUCAUCAUCAGCACCACCACAGAGGACCGUGGAUAAAUCGUGCUUAGAAUGUGACUUUAACAGGACUAGCGCUUGCAGUCCACCGGCCUGCUUGGUGUCCGUUACCUUCCCUUCCACUGCACUGCAACACUCCCAUGUCUGUUAGCAUCUUCUUCACUCUCUUUCUUUCUCCUACGGUGGUUGGGGAGCUGGUGGCACUGUGAGCAUUACAUGUUUCAGAGGACAACCCUUUAACUUGUGUUUUGAUGAAUUUGUUUCUCCCACGUGUGGCUGCUACUGAUGUUUUCAAAGUGCUGUGAAUGGAUGAACGGACAGUCCUGUAAGAAUCUGCGAAGGAUUAAUAAUGUAGACGACAAUAACGGUAACAAUCCUCAUCGUCGGUAUGAGGUCUUUUCUUCCUCUCUUGUUUCAUGCCAUUGAACAACAUGGAAAGAAUGUUUUAAAGAAGAAAAAGAACACUAUAUCUGUAUAUUUUUAUAUCCUAAUGCAAUACAGAGAAUGUACUAUUCAAUGGUGCUGAAAAUGA
Molecule: messenger RNA, 3371 nt
Organism: Etheostoma cragini (Arkansas darter)
Lineage: Eukaryota; Metazoa; Chordata; Actinopteri; Perciformes; Percidae
Gene: usp2a
Product: ubiquitin specific peptidase 2a
Exons: 14
Coding region: 430-2241 (603 amino acids)
Biological process (GO): protein deubiquitination
Cellular component (GO): cytoplasm
Molecular function (GO): cysteine-type deubiquitinase activity
Source: RefSeq, a predicted model, not a curated record